AUGGGCGACACUCCCCUUGCCUCACUAUCUUUCACGCAUGUCCAUUAUAACCCCCAAGAUCCGCUGUCUUUCGCAUCAGCAUGGCUGGCUCUCGCUCCUCAGGCGCUCUGCGUUUCCUAUGCGACCCUGAUCUGGGCCUCGCGCGAGGUCGAAGUCAUUCUGAUGUUUGGUGGGCAGCUUGGCUGUGAGGCACUGAAUUUUGCUCUGAAGAGAGUCAUCAAAGAGGAGCGACCGAAGGAAAUGUUCGGUAAGGGAUAUGGCAUGCCGUCGUCCCACGCCCAAUUCAUGACAUAUUUCGCUGUCUAUAUGUCUCUUUUCCUCGCAUUUCGCCAUUCGCCCUCAUACGCUGGUUCCUACCCUUACUCGGAUUUCCUACUGCGAAGCGCCUUGAUUGUUGGCCUAUGUGCUAGCGCAGUGGCUGUCUCCGCCAGCCGCGUCUAUUUAAGCUACCAUACGCCCCAGCAGGUUCUGGCAGGCUCGGCAGCCGGGUUCUUGUGUGCGUGCGGAUGGUUUGCGGUGACGGGCCUACUCCGUCGGUCGGGUUGGAUCGACUGGGCGACUGAGAUGACCGUGUGCCGCCUUCUGAGGGUUCGAGAUUUGCUGGUCAAUGAGGACCUGGCGGAAGCAGGUUGGCAGCAGUGGGAAGCUCUCCGCUUGAAGAAGCGGAGUAAGUCACUGAGGAAGUCAGAAUAG
Messenger RNA from Penicillium diatomitis, 693 nucleotides. Its product is annotated as phosphatase PAP2 family protein. The transcript is spliced from 3 exons. Bases 1 to 693 code for a protein of 230 amino acids. The record is from RefSeq and is a predicted model, not a curated record. Gene Ontology annotation, cellular component: endoplasmic reticulum membrane; intracellular membrane-bounded organelle. Gene Ontology annotation, biological process: lipid biosynthetic process; protein N-linked glycosylation. Lineage: Eukaryota; Fungi; Ascomycota; Eurotiomycetes; Eurotiales; Aspergillaceae. Gene Ontology annotation, molecular function: dolichyldiphosphatase activity.